Molecule: messenger RNA, 1135 nt
Organism: Cylas formicarius (sweet potato weevil)
Lineage: Eukaryota; Metazoa; Arthropoda; Insecta; Coleoptera; Brentidae
Gene: E2f2
Product: transcription factor E2F5
Exons: 6
Coding region: 185-1051 (288 amino acids)
Biological process (GO): regulation of transcription by RNA polymerase II
Cellular component (GO): RNA polymerase II transcription regulator complex
Molecular function (GO): protein dimerization activity; RNA polymerase II cis-regulatory region sequence-specific DNA binding; DNA-binding transcription factor activity, RNA polymerase II-specific
Source: RefSeq, a predicted model, not a curated record
UAUCAAAAUAAAGAGUGCACCUAUUCCUACCGGACCCACAGAUAUUUUCUAUAGCGCCACCUGUAGUUUAUAUUUAUUACCCUUGUAUUGUCGAUAAAAUAAAAAAUUAUUUUAUCGCAAUAUGUCCCCACAAAAUUUGAGCGUUUUGGCGUUUUAGAAUAUAGUUUGAAAAAUAUGAUCAAAUAUGGGGGAGAACCAGCAAAGCCGCUUCGAAAAAUCAUUAGGUCUAUUAACGACUAAGUUCGUUAAUUUACUGCAAAAAUCUAAAGGCGGCGUUUUGGAUCUUAAAGUUGCAGCUGAUAUCUUAGCUGUGAGACAAAAAAGAAGGAUAUAUGACAUUACAAAUGUUUUAGAAGGAAUAGGGUUAAUUGAAAAAAGGAGCAAGAAUAGUAUACAAUGGAAGCCCUAUACUUACCGAGAGUUUAGGGAAAGUAUUCCAGGCGAUUCCAGUUCCCAAGAGUUUGCUACCAAAAUUACUCAACUAAAACGGGAGUUGGCAAAACUUGAUGAAUACGAGCAUGAGUUAGAUUUGCAUAAAAUAUGGAUAGAGCAAAGUAUUCGUAAUACUACUGAAGAUCUCAAUACUAAAAAAUUCCUCUAUGUUACUAACGACGAUUUCAACAGUUGUUAUAGUCCCGACAAUACAGUGUUUGUAAUAAAUACCCCAGUAAAUCAGACAACUGUAAAAUUUCAGAAUGGAAAAGAUACAUUCAAUUUGAAAUUAAAGUCAUCUGGUGAUCCAAUUGUAGCACAUUUACUUUGUGAUCAGUCCUUUGAAAAAAACAGUACAGUUUCUAGAAAAAGACAUAAAACGGUUGAAGAGAAUCAAGAAGAACCAGAGAGCAAAAAACAAUUAAUGGAAUAUAAUGAUCCAGAUAUUGCAACAGCUCAGAUACUCUUUAGGAAAUCUCCCACAAGGCUUAGCAGCUGCCCCAUUUCAGAAUAUGAACCAUUUUUACGUUUAAGCCCCAUACCAUUAACAGAAGAUUAUUCAUUUGGACUUUUGGAAGGUGAAGGCGCUUGUAAUCUUUUUGACAUAGCAAAUUAUUGAAAAACCUUAUUGGUACUUUAUUAAUGUAAUUACAUUUAUUUUGAAUUGUUAUUUACAUUAUCGUAUAAAUAUACAUAUGAAGUU